Messenger RNA from Aspergillus pseudoviridinutans, 1161 nucleotides. Its product is annotated as NAD(P)/FAD-dependent oxidoreductase. Gene Ontology annotation, molecular function: electron-transferring-flavoprotein dehydrogenase activity; flavin adenine dinucleotide binding. Gene Ontology annotation, cellular component: cytoplasm. The transcript has a single exon. Bases 1 to 1161 code for a protein of 386 amino acids. The record is from RefSeq and is a predicted model, not a curated record. NCBI's taxonomy places the organism in Eukaryota, Fungi, Ascomycota, Eurotiomycetes, Eurotiales, Aspergillaceae.
AUGGCAUCUACAACCUCAAGGGUUGUCGUCAUCGGGGGCUCGAAUGCUGGGAUUGGCGUCUGCCACGGCCUUCUUCAGCAGAUUCCUGAUAUAUCAGUGACCCUUGUGAACCCUUCUAAAGAGUACUAUUUCAACCUUGCCGCUCCUCGCUUCCUCGCGAAAUCAGGUCUUCUCCCCUCGAGCAAGUAUAUCUAUUCCAUUACCGACGUUUUCAGCAAAUAUCCGUGCGAUAGAUUCCGGUUCUUACAAGGAAAAGCCACGGCCAUUGACCUCAAGGGUCAAUAUGUCUGUGUGGACAACCUUACCUCGUCCCCGUUACCGUAUGACUAUCUAGUCAUUGCUUCUGGGAGUACUACUCCAGCAGCAGUUGGAAGAGAGAGCUUCCCUGCGCCAUUCAAGGUACCACUAGAAGGUGAUCUUUCGGCUGCCAUCCAACGCACCCAGGCCGCUGUAGAUUCUGCGAAGACAAUCAUUAUCGGCGGGGCAGGACCAACUGGUGUGGAAUUUGCAGGAGAGAUUGCCGAAGCCUAUGGACACGAUGGGGCCCAGAAGAAGAUCACUCUCGUCUCUGGGACAGACACGGUGCUUGCAGGCUUGACGCCAGGGGUGCAGGACGCUGCAGCGCGAUUGCUGCGGAGUAAAGGCGUCGACCUCAAAACCUCCUCGCGGGUGCGAAAAGCGGAAUAUAAUUUGAAGACAAAACAGUGGGUGGUCACCUUAUCAGCAGGAGAAGUCCUCACGGCAGACCUCUUUAUAUCGGCUAUGGGGAGUGUUCCGAACAAUGACUUUAUUCCACAGUCACUCCUCAACCAGGAAGGGUGGGUUGAUGUGGAUGAGCAUCUUCGAGCAAAGGCUCCCCAGCGUGGAGCAGUCCCCAACGUCUAUGCCCUGGGUGAUAUCACCUCGUUCACAGAUCGGCUUCUUCUGCGGAUCAAGCCUCAAGUCAAAACUGUGGUUGCAAACCUUAAGAAGGACCUUACAGGUGAAGGGAGUGUGAGCGUUUACCGCCCAGGAGAUCAGAUAAGAGUCAUGGUCAUCCCAGUCGGACGUUAUACAGGAACUGGGCUUCUUGGUAAUUGGAAGAUGUGCGGUUUCAUGGUUUCAUUCUUUAAGGGGAGGGACUUCCUUACAAGUAAAGCCGCAUCGUUUAUUGAAGGCUAG